GUCACAUUGAAUGUGCCCUGAGACGAGUGAAUAAUCACUCCAGAGAAGAGAAAGAAGAAGAAGGAUCGAGGUUGUGAUUUUCACGGACAUCUGACAAAAAAAUCCUUUAUUUUUUGAAGUUUUUCUUUUUGGGGGAGAAAAUUAAAGGAUGAAUAUUGAAGAAGGGAAGGAAAGAGGAGCAACCAGUGGCAAUUCCCCUCAGCCAGGAGCUGCAAACUAUCCUCCACGGUCGGUGAUCUGGUUUCCUCAACCGAUUUUGCCAUCUGCUCCUCCGCCACCACCUCAAUUCUAUGCCCACGGGUACCAGACUGCUCAAGGAUAUCCAGUUUCUGAAGGAAUACAAAUCGUAAAAGUAGAUGGCCCACUUCCUUGCUGUGGUAUUGGUAUCGGCUGGUUACUGUUCAUCCUUGGUUUGUUCGUUGGUGUUAUCCCCUGGUACGUUGGAGCAAUCAUACUACUCUGCGACAAAGGCUAUGACAAGAGAGAGAAACCUGGACUAAUCGCUUGUGCAAUUGUUGGUGUCAUUGCUACCAUUGUGAUUGUUGUAGCCGUGGCGAUCUUUUAUCAUACCUAGAUUCCAACUGAUGUUGUUGUAUCAUCGAUCCAAUAAGCUGGUGGUUUGGUUCAAAAUAGCCCAACUAGCAAGGUAUCUGAUUUAAGAAUGUUGUCAUUUUCAAAGAGAUCGAUCUUUUGUAUUUGUGUAUCUAACAUGUUUCGAUCAGUCAUUGGUCGGUAUCCAACGAACUUGAUUUUUCUCAUCCUUAAAAGAACUUACCGAGCUCUAAAAAAAUGAUCGAUUUCCAUCA
Messenger RNA from Rhododendron vialii, 806 nucleotides. RefSeq names its product large ribosomal subunit protein eL20z-like. NCBI's taxonomy places the organism in Eukaryota, Viridiplantae, Streptophyta, Magnoliopsida, Ericales, Ericaceae. The transcript is spliced from 4 exons. The record is from RefSeq and is a predicted model, not a curated record. Bases 149 to 574 code for a protein of 141 amino acids.